CCCGCCCCCGCCCCCGCCCCCGCCGGCCGGGGCGCCGGAGCCGCUCGCACUGCGCCCUCCGCAUCUCCGCGAACAUGGCGCUCCUGGCGGUGCGGGGCGUGCGGGCUGCGGCGUGCAGCCUGCGGGUCGCCUCCGUGUCCGCCGCGCCCGGCCUGCCGCGGCCCUGGGGGCCGAGGGCGGGCGCCGUCCGGACGCUGCGCACGGGCCCCGCUCUGCUCUCCGUGCGUAAAUUCACAGACAAACAUGAAUGGAUAACAACAGAAAAUGGUAUUGGAACAGUAGGAAUCAGCAAUUUUGCACAGGAAGCUUUGGGAGAUGUUGUUUACUGUAGUCUGCCUGAAGUUGGGACAAAAUUGAACAAACAAGAUGAGUUUGGUGCUUUGGAAAGUGUGAAAGCUGCUAGUGAACUCUACUCUCCUCUAUCAGGAGAAGUAACUGAAAUUAAUGAAGCUCUUGCAGAAAAUCCAGGACUUGUCAAUAAAUCUUGUUAUGAAGAUGGUUGGCUGAUCAAGAUAGCACUGAGUAAUCCUUCAGAACUGGAUGAAUUAAUGAGUGAAGAAGCAUAUGAGAAAUACAUAAAAUCUAUUGAGGAGUGAAAAUGAAACCCUAAAUAAACUAGUAUGAAACAACUUAA
This is a messenger RNA of Nyctereutes procyonoides (raccoon dog), 634 nucleotides long. RefSeq names its product glycine cleavage system protein H (gene GCSH). Gene Ontology annotation, biological process: protein lipoylation; glycine decarboxylation via glycine cleavage system. Lineage: Eukaryota; Metazoa; Chordata; Mammalia; Carnivora; Canidae. The record is from RefSeq and is a predicted model, not a curated record. The transcript has 5 exons. Gene Ontology annotation, cellular component: glycine cleavage complex; mitochondrion; cytoplasm. The coding region runs from base 75 to 596 and encodes 173 amino acids.